UUAAACGUCACAUUUCAAACUAUCACCCCAUUCAAAAAGCUAUAACUUAUUCAUCAGAGAAACACAAAAUAACCAGUACUAUGUCUAACUUGCUCUAUCCCGCGUUGAAAGACUUCGAACAUACGAUCCCCAUAGAACGAUUAAAUGUCCUAAGAAAUCAAGUGGAAUCAGAAAACCCCGAUCCAUCGGCUGGAUCACUUUUCAAUUAUGCUUGGGGAUUAAUAAAGACCAAAGGUCACAAAUACAACCAAGAAGGAGUAGAAAUUUUGAAGGAGCUAUACAGAAAGGAGCCUGACAUCAGAAAAGACUGUUUAUACUAUUUAUCUAUGGGGUCAUUAAAGCUCGGGGAUUACACGAGCGCACGGCAAUACAUCGAGGAGUUGUUAAAGAUUGAGCCUGACAACAGCCAGGGCCAAGCCAUGAAAAACGUAAUUGAAGACAAGAUCACCAAAGAAGGUCUAAUUGGUCUUGGAAUAGCAGGAGGAAUACUUGCUGUUGGUGUGGGGAUAAUAGGUGCCCUCAUAAGAAGAAAGCGUUGAAGGGCGUUAGGGAUAUUUAUUACAUGUUGUUUAAUUGUGAAUGGUUUCAGAUUUUCCCAGGUGUUCUUACUGCUGGAUCACAUUUGAAGGCUCCAGUAAGCGAUCUAGGGGUUUUUAUGUACAAUGGUUAGAAAGCGAUGCUAUAUAAUGAAUGCGAAAAACUGUUUUUGUAAAAUAUCAUGGGUGAGUUGCACGAUGAUUCUUCACAAUUGGCACAAAAAAUAGCUGAUACCGUAGUACAAACAUUUAAUGGGUUGAACAUAAAGUCCGGGAAACCCAUAACUCGAUCAAAUGGGGUCCAAGAAUGGACAGUGAUGGCUGGGAUAGUUCUAAUUCAAGGUGAUACAAAUAUACCGAUUUCGAUUUGCACUGGAGUGAAAGCCCUUCCAGACCAAGUACGAAGCUAUUCUGAGGGUAGAAUAGUGCACGAUCUACAUGCGGAGAUCCUCUGCUUUCGAGCUUUUAACCGGUUUUUGAUCGACGAGUGCCAGAAUCGUGAGUCUACGUUAGUAGAGAAGAACCCAGACACAGAGAAAUAUGUCUUAAAGCCUCAUAUAAAAGUGGCUCUUUUUGUGACUGAACCUCCGUGUGGAGACGCAUCUAUGGGGUAUUUGAGUGCCAAAACAUCGAAUAACACGCCGUGGGAGAUCCCACAGGAGGAUGGAGCAGGAUAUAAGAGACGUAAAACUAAAACUGAGAUGGUAAGAGGACGAAACCAUUUUGAUCAGUUGGGAAUUGUACGAACAAAGCCUGGCAGGCUGGACUCAGUGAAAACACUUAGCAAAUCCUGCUCUGACAAAAUCUGCCUCAAACAGUUGGUGGGGCUAAACAAUAGUAUUACCAGCCAAUUUUAUGAGCCAGUUUAUCUUGAUUUUUUGGUACUUCACAAAACAAAGUACCAUGAACCAGAUAUCAGAAGAUGCUUUGACGAGAGGUUUCCCAUAACCAUCGGGAAGAAGCUCAAGACAAUUGUGUACGUAAAGAACGCUUACCCAUAUGAAAAGCAUGAAGGUGCUGUUCCAUCACCGCUUUCGUUAGUGCACAUGGCCUGGCGAAACGAGACUCAAGUCAUUAACAAUGGAGUUAAAAAUGGUAGCUUCAUCAAGAACCGGCCUCCAAAUCCCGGAGGCGAAAGCUCACUUUGCAAUAAGGCAUUGGUAAAACACAGCAUGUUGGUAUAUGAGCCAAAACAAAAGACAUACCAAGAGCUAAAAGAAGCUCAAACAGAUAGGAACAUCUUGAAGAAAGAUGCAAAACAGCUUUUGGAAAACUGGGUCGACACCACCAAAGAUAACUUUCUAUUGGGAUAAAUGGUUAUAGAUAUGUAUAUAUAAAUAUAUGUGUUAUGGGGGUUCUAAUUAUUCAGACUCAGAGUCAGAAGGCCCAUCGCUUUCUUCCCCAUCAUCACCUUCUUGAGUCUCUUGGAGGCCCUGACCUUCCAUAGAAAUUGCAUACUCGGCUCCUUCUAAUAACUCCGUCAAAUUGGCAUUGUCUUUGACGUAGUUAAUAGGUUUUAACUUGUAGCUAUCAAGUAUUCUAGGAUCGGAUCCGGCAUCAAGUAAAUUAUCCACCACGUAAUACCCAUGAUCAGGUUCAUCAUUGGCGUACUUCACGGCCAAAUGCAACGGAGUUUCACCAGCCCUGUUCUUGGGGUCAAUUUCAACCCCCUCAAUGUCCAAAACUAUAUCGAUGAACUCCCAGUUUCCGAGAUGACAUGCCAAAUGCAAAGGAGUGUUGUUGGUUAUAAUUUCCUUGGUGGAGUUGAUCAAUUGAGACAACUUCAUCUGGUCGUUGUUCAAGUCAGAUUUGAUCUGUAAUAAGAGCUCUGUGUUGUUUCUUCUGGAUGCCUCUAAUAUUUGCUCGCUGUGCGAGGCACCACUAGUUUCCGUGGGGUCUGACAUUAUCUGUGGGAGGAUGUUGAGGCUGAUUCCAAUUCUCCUUUUUCGC
This is a messenger RNA of Yamadazyma tenuis ATCC 10573, 2486 nucleotides long. RefSeq names its product tRNA-specific adenosine deaminase. The record is from RefSeq and is a predicted model, not a curated record. Gene Ontology annotation, biological process: tRNA wobble adenosine to inosine editing. Gene Ontology annotation, molecular function: RNA binding; tRNA-specific adenosine-37 deaminase activity. NCBI's taxonomy places the organism in Eukaryota, Fungi, Ascomycota, Pichiomycetes, Serinales, Debaryomycetaceae.